Messenger RNA from Rubroshorea leprosula, 558 nucleotides. The record is from the annotation of a GenBank genome assembly. Lineage: Eukaryota; Viridiplantae; Streptophyta; Magnoliopsida; Malvales; Dipterocarpaceae.
GCCGAGGCAAUCGUCUUCUCCGUUUGUUAGGGUUUGUCACCAAAGCCGUAGCUCACUGUGAUAUUGAUAUUGUUUGAACAGGGUGAUACUGAUAUCCAGCUGCAAUGUAUCUUCAGUACUACAUCAACGAGAAUGGUGAUAAAGUGUACACCACUAAGAAAGAAUCACCAUUGGGGUUGGUUACUCAAUCUGCUCAUCCAGCUCGAUUCUCCCCUGACGACAAAUACUCGAGGCAAAGAGUUCUUCUGAAGAAACGUUUUGGUUUGCUGCCAACCCAGCAGCCACCUCCCAAGUACUGAACAGACAGAUCUCUUCUACUGCACUUUUUGAAGCUUACCUUCGGAGAUGGCAAUGAGUAAGUAAUGGAGUAUUUUUUUCUUAUUGUUGCUGUGUAAUACAGUUUAUCCUCCACUAUAAUGUAGCAGAAGUGAUUUAGGAUCAUGGUGUUAAGAACUUCACUAGAAAACCAUGUGGCAUGAAUGCAUGUAGUCCUUUUCAUUUUUGUGCCUGCUAAAAAGAAUGCAAGAUUUAAUUUAGGAAUUAAGGAAAAUCAUGACA